UUUUCAUUCGGCAUAUCUGCUGCGGUUGAUGAAUUUUCAUUAAUUAUUUGAAAGUUAUUCAUUAAAUCGUAUAUAUUUCCAGUGUAGAAGCUUACUAGAAAGUGACUGAAGGGGUCGGUGUGAUCGGAGUAUAAGUUAUAAUUUAUUAACUAGUGUUUUUCGUGUGUUUAUUUGCGUACGCCGUCAUUAGCUUGUGAUCAGGAUGUCCUCAUAUAUAAUCGAAUUUAACAAUCAUAUUCAGUCCUAUUUUGUGAGUAGCACUUACGGAAAUGAAACUCAACUCAUCAAUAGUCUUAGCCAUUUGGCUGUUGUCACCGACCAGCGGGUCUUCGACCUUUCCGUCUAUGGUAACAACAUCUUUUUCAUCAACCUGCACCGGCUGAUGAACGCCGGAAAGAAUAAAAUGGCCUUGCUUUGGGCUGCCGUGUCCGUGCUGGAAGCGGCAUCGAAGUUCGAGGAAACUCGCCAGGCGUUAAUUCGUAAUUUUCAUUACCUCCCGACUUUGGCCUCUUUGCUGAAGGAAAUUCACACCACCGAACAGCAGCAGCGGUUGCUGGCCCUGAUCGAAAAGUUGACCCAUGGAGCGCAGCUCCAAAGCCACGAACCGUACGUCGAAUCGUUGAUUCUCAUGCUGUUGAGUGUGAUGGAGCAGGGCAGUGACCAGAAGGAUAAAAGUGAGCUGAUUACGCUGGCUCUCUCGAUUCUAGUAAACUUGUGUUACGGAAAUUUGCCGAUGACCUACCUGUUGACGAAGAACAUCAGUGUGUCCUCUUUCUGCGGACAAAUCAAACAACUCGGGUUGGUUACGUGCAAGAUGUACAUUAUUCUGGAGAGGAACGACUACAUGAAGGAAAUGGAUCUGCACUAUUUGCUUAAAAUGAGUUUUAAGGAAGUUAAGAAUGUCUUAUCUACGAAAAAUAGUUUUACUCUCCGUCAUGUGGUUGACUAUCUGCAUUACAUUGGACAACUGAAAAAGGACAACUCCAAUGACGAUCACCGAAAGGCUGUUUCUCUGGAGGAUAACUUUUUUCGGGAAAAUUUGAAGGACUUUCUAGAUGAUAUCGAGUGUUACACCAAGGCCCAACAGGCUGAAGGCGGAUUUGGAAAUACCAGAAAAAAGCGAAAAUUAGCCAACGAGAAAAGUAUAAACAAUCCCGGCAGUAGCGAACGGGACGAUUGCAUGGACGUUUUGUUCGAAAUUCUGGCAUGCAUUGUGGACUUGGAACCAAUUGGGGAAACCUUCCGCGAAAGGAUAGCGGACGUAGCAUUGAAGUGGAUUCGGACUAAGCAGAGCUGCUCCUAUGCGGUGGAUUUGCUGCGGGUUAUUCUGGAGAAAAGCGCAAGAGAUGACAAGGAAAGUAAAUGUCCGCAAAAGCUGGUUGAUGCCUGUCAAGAUGUCCUGGACGAUUUGGUGACGAUAGUUCACAAUAAUAGCGAUCCGAUUUUGAUGAUCUCAAUUUCCAAACUGUUGACGACGAUAGUUACCCUACAAGGUGGUUCCAACGCAACCCUGGAUAAGGCAGCGGAACUCUUCUUUAAGCACACAUUCGGAAACAUCUUGAGCUCGUUCAAGUCCAGCCAGAACUUUGAUUUUUCGCUUCCGGACGGUGAAAUCCACGCCUAUCUUUGGGCCCUGCACACAUUUCACGAGUUUGCCAAUGUUUCACCCACUCUGUGGUUUGCCAAAAUGGGUAAUCUACUGAAGCAGAAACCGAUCCACUUUCUGAUUGCCAAAGGUUUGACCGGUGAGAAUUCCGACCUUACGGAAGCUACUUUAAGUGUUACCUCGUCGGUUGAUUUUCCCCGGAAGGAGGUAUCCCACAUGAUUGGCAUGCUGACUUCGAACCGGCGGAUCGUCCCCGGUGAAUCUCAACAGCAAAACAUCGAACGCAGCACCAGCAGGCCAGCCCCACUGGUGGUACCUCCUACGGCGAGUCUCAGCAGGGAUUUGCUAGAACGGAUGGAUCAAACUGUAACGCACAUUCAGGACGCUGUAUCGGCAGGAUCGAUAAACGAUGCCACGCAGGUCGAGCUGAUCGAGUUCUACGACGCCAAGAUACGGAUGGAGGGGCAACUGAUGCACGACCUGCAGAGCACCAUGGAGGGAAUGUCCAAGCAGAUUAACAUGCUGAUGCAUCAGCAUCAGCUACUGACGGCCGAGGUCAACAGGGCGCAGCGAAAGAAUUUGCCGCUGGCGUUGAAGGUUUCGGGACUGCAAGCAGAAAACCGGACGCUGGAAAAGGAACUGAACCAGGUCAAGAGUGCAACCGCGUUCUACGAUAAAAAGAUCGGUCAAAUGAAGCAGGACCUGUCGGACUACAUCAAGAAGUACACGGAAAAGAACCAGCAGUGCGCCAUCCUGACCAAACAGGUCGAAGCCCACCAGUUACGGGAUAGCAACUACGAGAAGGAGAAUAAACGACUGCAGAACUCCCUGGCGGAAAUGACCAAAAACAGCGACGAAUCGCGGCGGUUGCUCAAGGCAGCCGAAGAGGAUCGGCAGAAGUUUUCCGAGCAGAAGGAAAGCGACCGAAAGAUGUACGAGGGUAAGAUUCGCGAACGGGAGCGAGAAAUCAGCAAGCGAAUCGAUCUCAUUCAACAGUUGGAACAACAACUGGCCAAGCGCGACACCAAGCUGGCAUCGCAGGAGAGUGAAUUGAAAGAACUGCUGGCACAGAUUGCCACCAAGAACGACCAGAUCGCGGCGAUCGAAGAACAGCUGAAGGAAAGCGAGAAUAUCCAGAGGGCGAUCUACAGUUUGAUGGACAAGAAGAAGGGCAAGAGUGGCUGAUUAUUGGGGCUGGGUGGGAUUGUGUGAGUGUGUAGAAAUUUAUGUUUAAUUGCAGC
Messenger RNA from Ochlerotatus camptorhynchus, 2847 nucleotides. RefSeq lists its product as uncharacterized. The record is from RefSeq and is a predicted model, not a curated record. Lineage: Eukaryota; Metazoa; Arthropoda; Insecta; Diptera; Culicidae. Bases 203 to 2791 code for a protein of 862 amino acids. The transcript is spliced from 6 exons.